Molecule: messenger RNA, 2107 nt
Organism: Lagopus leucura (white-tailed ptarmigan)
Lineage: Eukaryota; Metazoa; Chordata; Aves; Galliformes; Phasianidae
Gene: IL12RB1
Product: interleukin 12 receptor subunit beta 1
Exons: 14
Coding region: 1-1812 (603 amino acids)
Molecular function (GO): protein binding
Source: RefSeq, a predicted model, not a curated record
AUGCGGGCACCGCCACGCCCCAACGUCACGCUGCACCUCGACGAGGCCGUGAAGCUGGAUCCCCCUUCCCAUGGGACAUCCUUCACUAAGGCCAAUGGGCGCCUGGAGCUGAGGCUGCCGCGGCCGCAGUGUCACCACAAGGAGCGGCCGCCGCCACGCAGGGAGGCUCAAUUCCGCCGGGUGGGUGAUGGCAGCUGGAUGCAGGUGAUGUGUGAGACAGGGAAGGGUGAGGAUGGAGAGGAUGACCCAGUGACCUGUGAGCUGGGGGGAACCGCUGCCUUCGAGGUGCAGCUCCGGCACAGGACGCAGCACUGGAGCAGCCACUGGAGCGACUGGAGCCCAUCCAUCUUCAUCCCCGAGGAGAUCCUGGAGAGCCCCACACUGAGCUUCAGGCUGGGACACCUCGGGAGAAACGGGCAGAGGCUGCUACAGCUGGGCUGGCAGCGCGCCCGCGUGGCACAGGGGGACGUCAGCUACACCCUGCGUGCCCACAUGCCGGAGUGCAGCUGCGCUGAGGAGGACGAGGUGGUGCUGGGGGCAGAGGAGACAGAGUACAACCUCACGCUCUGCGGGGCUGCAUACGAGAUCGUGCUGACGGCCACCAACGCCGCAGGAAGCAGCCCUGCACGGCGGCUGCAGGUGCCGGCGGAGCAGCACACGGAGCUCAGCUUCCAGAACAUCAGCUCUGUGGGCACCAUGGUGACCGCACGCUGGGAGGCACCAACGCGAGGCUUCGCCUUCUGCUCCGAGUGGCAGCGGACGCCGGGAGCCCCACAGCCGGGGCGCUGCGUGCAGGAGGAGUUCCUCGCACGCAGCUCCCACUGGCAGGCAGGGCAGCUGGAAGCGCCGGCGUGUUACCGGCUCGCCGUGCACGGCCGCGGCGCAGAGCAGGACUGGGCCACCUUCGCUCUGCAGCAUCACUUCGUCGGCAACACCUCGUUGGCCGCCUCUGUCCGCAUCAACGCCAGCGCCGAUGCCGCCGUGCUGCUCUGGGAGCCGUCCCUACGCGCUGCUUGCCCCGGGGCGCUGCUGGGGUACCGCGUGUGCCACGCUGCUGAAGGGGACAACGUGACCGCUGCUGCCCACGCGGUGUCACUUACAGAUGGCGACGUGGACGCAUCAGCAUCGCGAUACGCACUGCGAGACCUGAAACCGGGCACCGCCUACAGGGUGGGCAUCCAGGAGGUGGCGGCGGGCGGCGGGGGCUCCUGCAGUGCUCGGUGGCACUUCCAGACCACGGCGCUGGGUAACGGUGGAGCGGUGUGGAGCUCCAACCUGAAGUACCUGGGCAUCUCGCUGGGGAUCCCAGCUGCCGCCCUCAUCUACCAGCUGAGCAAGAAGAGGCUCCACGGGAUGCUCUUCCCUCCCCUGCCCAAACCUACCGGCAGUGAAGCCCUCCGGUUCUCAGCCAGUGAGAUGAGCCAGAACAAGCCCUGGAAGAGCUUCCUGGAGCCCUCGGAGCAGCUCAGCCCCGGGGAGUUGCUGGUAAUGGAGCUGAGCCCUGAAAAGGAGGCAGCCACCAGCACGCGGCCCCACACACCACAGCUCAGCCCCAAAGAACCGAUGGAGCCACUGCAGCCACACUGCAAGAUGGAGCUGCCCUUCACGUACCGGCGGCAGGAGGUGCUGGACCCGGAGCCAGGGGGGUCAGGGGGGCUGGGGGAGGUCCCCACCUGUGGUCCCACAGCUGCAGAGGAGGGCGCAGGGAGCUGGGGGCUGAGCCAGGCGCUGCCACCUCUUGUGCUGUUCAAACCCAUCUCCCCACAGGAUCAGGAGGGUGUGGGGCUGCUGCAGGAGAAGGCGGUGCCUUAGGGAUCCCAGGGAUGGGGGACAAAGCGGGUCCCUCAGACAGCGAGGGGGUGAUGCUGAGGGUCCGGGAGGGCUGAUGCUGAGCAUCCAGGUGUGAUGCUGAACGCCCUCCCCAAGGCCCUGUGGGCACUUUCCUGGGGGUUUCUGAUUUCCAGGAACACUGCUGCAUUGCACAGGGCCGGGACCCAGUGAGGCACAGUGCAGCCCAAAGUAAUGAGGGCAGGAGGCUGCGGGCUCAGCUCCCCCUAUGGGGGUGGGGAUGUUUCCUUGGGCACGAGGAAGCUGCUUUGGGAGCACA